ACUAAUUAGUAUUAUAAAAUAUUCUUUGCCAACCGUAGCUGCCGUACAUAUUUCACUAUUGACAUAAUUUCUUACAACUUACAUAAAUUUAUCUUGUGGUCUUUGAUGUCAAAGUUAAUAAAAGCUGUAAUGAAAAUGAGUUGAUAGUUUUAGGUAAAUUCAUAAACAUAAUUAAAUCCAAUCCAAAAGUUGAUUCAGAAUAAAAAUAAAAGAUGACUACUCCUGGUGGCUCUUCUUCAUCUUCUGUCCAAGAAUUUAAAAUAAGAGUUCCAAAGAAUGUGAAGAAAAAGUAUCAUGUAAUGAGGUUUAAUGCAACAUUAAAUGUUGAUUUUGCCAAGUGGACACAUGUAAAAAUGGAGAGAGAAAAUAAUAUUAAAGAGUUUAAAGGAAUAGAAGAAGAUAUGCCAAAGUUUGGUGCUGGUUCAGAAUAUGGAAGGGACCUCAGAGAGGAAGCGAGAAGAAAGAAGUUUGGAAUAAUGACACGAAAAUAUAAGCCAGAAGACCAGCCGUGGAUACUCAAGGUUGGAGGGAAGACUGGCAAAAAGUUCAAGGGUAUCAGAGAAGGUGGUGUGUCAGAGAACGCUGCGUACUACGUGUUCACUCACGCGGCCGACGGCGCUAUCGACGCGUACCCUCUGCAGGAAUGGUACAAUUUCCAGCCAAUACAGAGGUACAAAGCACUAUCGGCUGAAGAAGCUGAACAGGAGUUUGGCAGACGCAACAAGGUGAUCAACUACUUCUCACUCAUGUUCCGGAAGAGAAUGAGGGGAGACGACGCGACUGAUGAUGGAGAGGAUCCGGAUGAGAAGAAGACCAAGGGUUCUAAGGCGAAGAAAGAUCUAAAGAUAUCGGAUAUGGACGAGUGGAUCGACUCCGACGAUGACUCGUCGAAUUCCGAAGCCGGCGAAAAAGAGAAGGAAGAUAGCGACUCCGGCGCGAAGAAGAAGAAAAACAAAAAAGGUCCUGUCACUAAGAAGAAGAAGAAAGUGGAGGAUGAGGCUUUCGAGGAGAGCGACGAUGGUGACGAGGAAGGGCGAGAGAGGGACUAUAUAUCUGACUCCUCGGAGAGCGAGUCCGAUCACGAAACAAAGGCGAAUAAGGAACUGAAGGGUGUCGCUGAAGAAGACGCGCUCAGGAAAUUGCUGACGUCGGAUGAAGACAGUGAUGAAGAACAGGAACAGAAGCAAGAGUCAGAGCAAGAGGAGGAGCACACCAAGGAGGGAGAGGAGAGAGCCAAGAAACUCACCAAAAAGAAAAAGAAGAAGGGAGACGAUAACAAGAGAGAGUCAGAAAGUGAGUUCAGUUCGGACUCGGAAACGGAUCCGGAGAGCAGCAAGAAACCUAAGAAGAGUAAGAGUGGCGCCGACAAGAGCACCCCUAACUUGAGCUUGCCGGGUAGCGCCAGCACGUCUCGCUCGGGCACGCCCACCCCCACUCCCACUCCCACGGCCGCUCAGGCCGCCGUGGCCGCAGCCAAUGCCAACGCCAACCAGCCGCCCACCAAGCGAGUUAAACUGGACGCCUCCUACACCGAAUGCGGCGUGACUGAGGAAGCUGUCCGGAGGUACCUGGCCCGCAAACCCAUGACGACCACGGAACUGCUUACAAAGUUCAAGUCCAAAAGGACCGGAGUGAGCAGCGAGAGGCUCGUGGAGACCAUGACCCAGAUCCUGAAGAGGAUCAACCCGGUGAAGCAGAACAUCAACGGGAAGAUGUACCUCAGCAUUAAGCAGACUUGAUUUAUGACAUUAUAUGAAUGUUGUAUUAUA
Molecule: messenger RNA, 1769 nt
Organism: Leptidea sinapis
Lineage: Eukaryota; Metazoa; Arthropoda; Insecta; Lepidoptera; Pieridae
Gene: TfIIFalpha
Product: general transcription factor IIF subunit 1
Exons: 13
Coding region: 213-1739 (508 amino acids)
Biological process (GO): transcription initiation at RNA polymerase II promoter; positive regulation of transcription elongation by RNA polymerase II
Cellular component (GO): transcription factor TFIIF complex; nucleus
Molecular function (GO): RNA polymerase II general transcription initiation factor activity; DNA binding; TFIIF-class transcription factor complex binding
Source: RefSeq, a predicted model, not a curated record